Messenger RNA from Drosophila eugracilis, 697 nucleotides. RefSeq lists its product as uncharacterized. Gene Ontology annotation, molecular function: odorant binding. The coding region runs from base 11 to 526 and encodes 171 amino acids. Gene Ontology annotation, biological process: sensory perception of smell. The transcript is spliced from 2 exons. NCBI's taxonomy places the organism in Eukaryota, Metazoa, Arthropoda, Insecta, Diptera, Drosophilidae. The record is from RefSeq and is a predicted model, not a curated record.
CAGUGCCAAGAUGAACUCAUCUACCAUUUCACUGAUAACAAUCGUAGUCGUAGCUCUGUUGCAGAUGCACUGCAUCCAGGGCCAGAGCCAGCCAUUCGAUAUUACUAAGCUACUGCCCAAAAGCGGAACAGAGCCCAUGUGGACUGUGAUUAAUCGGAACUUGCCGCAGGUGCAGGAGAUGAUAAGCACGGCCAGGAGGGAGUGCAUUCAGAAGCUUCAGCUGCCUAAGGAUCAACGUUCCCUCAUGAAGGUAUCCAAUCCCAGCGAGAAGGAGAAGUGUCUUUCCGAAUGUGUGCUCAAAAAGAUCAAGCUGAUGGACGACAACAACAAGCUAAACGUAAGUCAGGUGGAGAAGCUAACUAGUCUGGUGACCCAGGACAACAAGAUGGCCAUGGCCAUUAGCUCUAGCAUGGCCCAGGCCUGCAACCGCGGCAUUGCGUCCAAGAACUCCUGCGAGGUGGCUCAUCUCUUCAACCAGUGCAUCGGCCGCCAGCUGGAGCGCAACAACGUCAAGUUGGUCUGGUAGAUCCUUCUACUUCUAUGAUAUCCAUUAGCUUAAUCCAGUAGUUUGGCCAAUGAAUCCACAAUUUAUUGUAGAUCUUAAUCAUGGGUUUUUUUUAUAUAUUUACUUUUUCUAAGCAGCGUUGUUUUGAAAGUUUGUAAAAGAUAUUAAUAAAUUUUAAAAUACGAUAACAAA